Molecule: messenger RNA, 645 nt
Organism: Trichophyton benhamiae CBS 112371
Lineage: Eukaryota; Fungi; Ascomycota; Eurotiomycetes; Onygenales; Arthrodermataceae
Exons: 2
Coding region: 1-645 (214 amino acids)
Biological process (GO): Golgi to endosome transport; Golgi to plasma membrane protein transport; protein localization to Golgi apparatus
Cellular component (GO): Golgi membrane; trans-Golgi network
Source: RefSeq, a predicted model, not a curated record
AUGCGGCGCCGUCGACUUCCAAGGGCUGGCGCUCUGGCAGACCUCCCUCCGUCGAAGAUCAUACGCAAGAUCCUUGCGAUACAGCUAGCUUACUAUGCCUGCGCUACGAUUUUGAUCCUUUUUACUGCCCUGGUGGCUGGUACUGCAUUUUCUCCUGACCUUAUACUGAGCUGGAGGACUGUUCGAGGGGAUACAACUGUCGGAUGGACUCUGGGGUUCGUCUGGUUGUUGAACAGCUCCCUUGGAGCUAUAUUUCUCCUCUUGUUUGUGUCCCGGUCAAAACUGAUACCUGACUUCGCCUUUACGCUACACUUCAUUCAUCUUACUAUCACAUCUUUUUAUACACAUUCUGUCCCUACGAAUAUGCUCUGGUGGGGACUACAGACUGCUAGUGCUACGCUCAUGACAUUCUUGGGCAUGUGGGCGUGUCAGUGGAGAGAGCUACAGCCUAUUGCCUUUGGAGGCCAAGCUGCGACUACCAGCACCAGGCAACAACAGCAGCAGCAGACUCCUGCCACAGACGCUGACAUAGAGAGUGGCAUCGAUCUUGAAAACAUGUCGAGGGGAAGAGGCAGAGGUCGAGACCGAGAUGGCGGCGGAGAUUACGUCGAGGUUCCUAGUAAGGAGGUUGAAUCUACUGCAUAA